CACUGUCAGUUUUCAUCAAGUUUUACGAAAGCAUCCGUUUUUAUUCAGCAGGAUGUCAUUUAAAUAUGCACAUGUCAUUUACUGGUCGUUGACCACGCUGACCACGCGCAACCUUCCGGAAUAAUCAUCGUCUUUCCAAUCCAUCAAACAAAUAUUUGAGUAGGUGUCAAGCAUUGUUCAGGAAGUGAAUGGAUGAAAGAAACAGUGAAUAAAGCCAUGGAGAAAGUUCCUGUUGUGAGGGAUAUACUGCAGGCGUAUGAAGAGGGCAAGGCCACAAGAGAUCCCAGAACAAAGGAUCUGUUUAUGCUGUCCAAUAAUCCUGUUUAUGUUUGGAUAAUAACAAUUGUGUAUAUUUUAACUGUGACUGUUAUUGGGCCGCGAUUUAUGAAAAAUCGUCCCGCCUACAGUUUCCCUCGAUUCCUCGUGGUAUACAAUAGUGUGCUUGUGGUGUGGUCCACCUAUAUGUUUGUGGAGAUUAUAGCCAGUGCAAUCCAUGCAGAUUAUUGGAAAAAUGGAUUUCUAUGUUGUGUGUACAACCAGGACACCCCCAAGAACCCCAAAGAAGAGAGGAUGGCGAAAGUCCUACACAUGUUUUUCAUCUCCAAGUUAGUGGAGCUAGUAGAUUCAAUUCUAAUGGUUCUAAGAAAGAAGCAAGAACAAAUUUCUUUUUUACACGUGUACCACCAUAGUUCCAUAGUCAAUAUAUAUUGGUGGGUGACCACAUAUAUUCCAGGAGGCCAGUCCUGGUUUUGUAGUUCUCUGAAUGCAUUCGUACAUAUCAUUAUGUAUGCUUACUAUGCACUAGCAGCAAUUCCAUCAAUGAGGGGGAGGUUAUGGUGGAAGAAAUACAUCACUAGAUUACAGCUGAUUCAGUUUGUACUGAUAUUUUUCCACACCAUUCAGACAACUUUCACAGGGUGUGACUUCCCUCUGUGGAGCCAUAUUCUCCUGAGCAGCUACAUGAUUUCCAUGAUGGUUCUGUUUGGUAACUUUUAUGUACAAGCCUAUAUCAAGAAGUCAAGAGCCAGCCAUAAAAAGACUGACCAGAUUCAAAAUGGAGGUGCCAAAAAUGAUAGUCUGCACCAUGGCAAUGGUGUGAAUGGUCACUCAAAUGGUAUUGUCAGUGAUCACAAAAAAGUUAAAUAAUGUAGAAAUCCGUAAAGCAUGUAGUUUGUUCCUUAGUAAUUAUGUACUUGAGGGACAAAACAUUUUUUUUUUUUUUGAUACAGUAGAUAUUUUUUACCUGAUGCUUAAUUUCAGAAUAUUACUAUUAAAUGAAUGUAUGUUGUAUAUUUUUAAUAUUGAAUACGAUUGUGUUGCUGUUUAUGAUAAUACAAUGGCAUAGUCGGUGAAGACUAUAAUGUUGGGCAGCGAAAUGUUAAGUGCAGUCCCCUGUCCCUGAUUGGUAUUUUUGUAACUUGUUACAUGAAGUCACUAUAUAGACUGAUUUUAACGUGAACAAAUGUUUUUGUUAUAGCAGUAGCCUGUAGAUACAUGCAUUGAUUUGAUAUCAUUUUGUUAUGCUUUGUUUUUUUUUUUCUUGUUCAUGUUUACGCAUAUAUGAAUACAGACUGUAAAACAUUAUGAAUACAGACUGCAAAACAUGAAUACAGACUGUAAAACAUGAAUACAGACUGUAAAACAUUAUGAAUACAGACUGUAAAACAUUAUGAAUACAGACUGCAAAACAUGAAUACAGACUGUAAAACAUUAUGAAUACAGACUGUAAAACAUGAAUACAGACUGUAAAACAUUAUGAAUACAGACUGUAAAACAUUAUGAAUACAGACUGCAAAACAUGAAUACAGACUGUAAAACAUUAUGAAUUUGAGUUGUCAGUAUCUCACAAGUGAUAUAUUUUAUGUUCAUUUAGGAUUAUAACAGGAGAUAAUUUUCAAGAGAACAUUGUACAUACAUGUAUGUAUAGUUUGAUAAGUAAUGUUAUACCCCUACUGUGUGUGGCCGGUUAACCUUAGCGACAGCCAAAAUAGCAAAUUGUAAUUAUGUAAACAGGGUGUUCAUAUGUAGGGAGAUAAUGUAUAUCUAGUGAAUCUCUGAUUCCCAACUGAAAAAAUGGUGAUACGUGAUAUGAAACUAAAAGUGCUGUGUAUAAAGUGUGCUUGAAUAUAUGUUUGAAGAUUCAUUUUAUUUUCAAUCAGAAAAAUUUAUCAAUACGUGUAUUGACAUGUGAUCAAAUUCUAAAAUGCUGUUACACUAAAAAUUGUGCCAUCUUAGAUCAUUUCCUUUUUUCAGUUAUCAUUAUUUGUUCUGUUUUUGGUAUAAUUAUCAUUAUUUGUUCUGUUUUUGGUAUAAUUAUCAUUAUUUGUUUUGUUUUUUAUUUUCCAUUGUUGAACACAAUAACACCAUGGUUAAUCUGUUAUCAAGGGGAAAAAUUCAGCAGUUCUUUUUAGGAAGUGUUUGGGGGUAAACCUCUCUAGCCACUUAAAAAGGGGGGGGGGGGGGGGUGUCUUCUAUGCUUAUACUAUCGAUGUAUCCUCUGGGCAGAAAUAGACAUUAUAUAUUCCAUUGCUUGGGGUGGGGGUGUUCUUAAAGUUUUAAGAGCAACAUGAAAAGAAAAAUAGAAUGAUGCAAUCAGAUUUUUAAAAAAUACUUUGAAAUUUAACUUGUAUAAUGACGUGUGUAUACAGCUGGAGCUUCCGGAGAAUGGUAACUAUAUUCAGUGGGUGUUCGUUGGAUUAAAACAGAGAGGCAUGUUAUAUAUGAAAACUAGAAAAAUUAACUUUAGAACAGACUCUUUAGUUGAUUAACUUUAGAACAGACUCUUUAGCGUAUUUCAAAGAUAAAGCUGCUGAAUGUCUCACCAAUCACUAGGCCUUUAGUUAAUUGAUUCUGGGUUGAUCAGAGAAUUUAUACUUUGUAUUAGUUAACAUCAAAUAAUAACAAGUAACAUGAGCUAUUUUAGUGUUCGUUGGUAUCAAAAAGUACUGUUAUAAGGGAUGUACCUGUCAAAUAUGAUGAUCAAGUGAAGUAAGAGUAAUGUUAUUGUGACUGACAGAAACACUGAUUGACGGAUGAUCAGACUGCAUAUCCCCAGGACCAUUUCACAUUCGCCGUGGAUUUUGUAAGAUUACCUUGCUGUGAAUUUUCCAAGUCGCAUCUUGUACGGGUAAAUGUAUAGGGUGUCACAGAUGUAUCGCUAAGAACCAAUGGGACAACCAUGUAAUAAAGAGGCUUGGUUUUAUAGAGUAUUUACAGUUAUCUCUUAAAAAAUUCCCAAGUUGAUUGUGAAUUGGUCCUACAUGUGGACCACCUAUUUAUUAACAUCCCUCCCUAUAGGUACCUUCCAGCCUGGCAGAAAAAAAAAACCAAGUGUGCCAUGUGUUCUACUGGGUUUUUUUUAUAUCUAUAAUCUGUUAGCAUUGUAAGGUAUUGUGUAUUCAUAAAGACAUAUCCAACAAUGAAUAAAAUGCCCAUGAAAAAGAACCAAUUUUAGUUAUUUCAAGUAUUUCUAAAAAAUAAUGACACGAGUUUCAAAGGGAAGAUGGUGAUUAAUUUUGCAAAAUAUUUUGUGCAAGGUUCUUAUGAAAAGGUACAUUUACCCAUCUGGGGACGUAAAACAGAGACAUAAGGUGCUGUGGAACUUGACUAUUCGGUAUGAUCAUCGACUCAAUUUUUAAAGUUGAAGUAGCUAGGUCCAUAGGAAAGCAUGGGACUAUCCUUUCUUUUUGUGUUUGUAGUGAACUAUUCUUUAGGAUACAUGCAUCUUCAGUUUUAUCCCAUUUUGGUAAAAGAUUUGUGCAAUUUGGUUAAAUUUUGCCACAAGAAAAGUGAUGAGGGAUUUUUGUAAUGUUUUUUAUUUCUUUUAUUUUUUUUUUAAAAGAUGGCCCAAAUGCAAAUAAGAUGUCAAAAUUUUCAAUUUCUAAAAAAAAUAAUGUCUGCAUUUUAUGUAUUGUGGAGUUGUACCGUUUCAUCAAAAGACAUUUUUGCGGGCAUUAUACAUGACUUAAUUUGUAUUUAAAUGUUCUCGCUGUACUGUUCAUAUCUUCCUCGAUGCUGUGAUAAUGAUGUAAACAAAAUGCUAUGUGAUCAACAAUAUGUGACAUAAGUUUUAUAUACAUAAAUCUAAAAAUUAAAGAAAUUUCAUUUUAUUUUUAUGCAGAAGAAAAUUAUGUUUAUGUUGCAAAGCAUUAAAAAAAACCAAUAUUUUGUUUUAUCAUUUUAUCAUUAAUUUUUUAUGAAGACCUUGAAAAUGAGACUGAAAGUUAUUUAUUAUAUAGAAUGCUUUUAGUGUUGAAUGUGUGAAAUAAUGCCUAUUUUGUAUAUUAUGAGCUGAUUAUAAUAUUGAAAGAUGCUAUCACAUCUUUAAAUGUAUUUAAUUUUAAAAUGGUAAAAUAAAAAUAAAAGACUGUAUAGAAUGAA
This is a messenger RNA of Ostrea edulis (European flat oyster), 4380 nucleotides long. RefSeq names its product elongation of very long chain fatty acids protein 2-like. Gene Ontology annotation, biological process: very long-chain fatty acid biosynthetic process; fatty acid elongation, monounsaturated fatty acid; fatty acid elongation, saturated fatty acid. The record is from RefSeq and is a predicted model, not a curated record. Gene Ontology annotation, molecular function: fatty acid elongase activity. Lineage: Eukaryota; Metazoa; Mollusca; Bivalvia; Ostreida; Ostreidae. Gene Ontology annotation, cellular component: endoplasmic reticulum membrane. The transcript has 7 exons. Bases 193 to 1146 code for a protein of 317 amino acids.